Molecule: messenger RNA, 1236 nt
Organism: Daldinia childiae
Lineage: Eukaryota; Fungi; Ascomycota; Sordariomycetes; Xylariales; Hypoxylaceae
Exons: 2
Coding region: 1-1236 (411 amino acids)
Biological process (GO): regulation of DNA-templated transcription
Molecular function (GO): DNA-binding transcription factor activity, RNA polymerase II-specific; zinc ion binding
Source: RefSeq, a predicted model, not a curated record
AUGGCAGAAGACCGUCGACAUAGAGGACAGCAACCAAGUCACGACCAAAACGACGAGUCUCAGUAUCCUCCAGUUCCCGGUGAGGAAGACGAUCGUACGAGAGUAAUUGCCUAUCAUUCCCGGCCACAAAUGGCGUCAGGAGCAGUAAGAUUGCCCUCUAUGCAAGAUCCCUAUCCCCAGCCUGCUGGUGCUAGAGGUUGGGACCCAAGAAGUAGUGGCUACGGACCUUCACCUAAUUCUACCAAUGGAUACCCUGCUCCGCUUGCCGCACCAGCGCCUUCAAGUACUGGCUACUCUCCGCCAACCGGUGGCAAUGCCUACCCUCCUCCGGCUAGCCAUCCGCCUUAUCUUCCUCCAGUCCACACCGCAGCUCCAGAUCCCAGAGCCAGCUAUCCGCCUCAAGAUCCCAGGGCACAAUAUUUCGCUAAUUACAGCUCACCGAAUCCUUACGAGUUCGCAUACCGGGGUGACCGUAGUGCCGUAGGGCAAUACCCCGAAUUCGCGAGAGGUGGACCCGUGGGAGCUGCUGUGAUGCAACAGUCUGCCCCUCGCCAGCGAACCUCCAUUGCCUGUAGAUACUGCAGAAGAAGGAAGAUUCGUUGCAGUGGAUAUCAGAACUCCCCAGGAGGAAAAUGCACGAACUGUAUCAAGAUGAACCAAGAAUGUGUUUUUCAACCGGUCUCGUCCUCUUCGUCCACCGCGUUUGUUCCUGUUUCAGCACUACCAAACGGUAUUCCGCCGGGAACUCAACUAUUUGGAGCAUAUGGUCAACCAUUAGCAGGUCCAUCAAGUCUUCCUUCGGGUGGUGCUUAUCCGACUACGAACCCGCAAUAUGACCAGCCACUACCAUCGCCUACUAACUCAUACGGUUCUUUUUCGGAGGAGAGGUCUGAUCCAGGAAGGCGGCGACCAAGACCUUCAGAUGAGGAGCACGGCGUACGACUACCACCACCGAGCGCGUUUCCGGACGAUAAUCCUCGGCGGCGGUCCCCUUCGUCCAGCGGCAGCCCAAGUCACUUACAACCAUUAUCACAACUACAACCCCAGCCCGUGUCGUAUACCGGGUACGAUAGCAGAACGCCACCGCCGAGAGGCAGCCCAUCCGGCCCUCCGGCAGCGCAUCAUAAUACGAGCUCUGUGAUGAGUCUGGAAAAUAUAAUGGGCACUGGUCCUAGCCCUAGUAACGAUAUCGAUCAGAAAAUGCUAGGGCGUCUGAAUCGGCGAACACAACAGUAA